Messenger RNA from Bipolaris maydis ATCC 48331, 1473 nucleotides. RefSeq lists its product as uncharacterized. Lineage: Eukaryota; Fungi; Ascomycota; Dothideomycetes; Pleosporales; Pleosporaceae. The record is from RefSeq and is a predicted model, not a curated record.
AUGGCAGCCAAACCACCGCAUCAACUUUGAACACGUCGUGUUGUAAUUGGCCUUUUUCGGUCAUCUCUAUUCUUACUACUUAGCCAUGCCGCAAUCACAAAGGAACGGGCCGGACACUGAUACAAUCGAUCUCACGCUUUCCUCACCAGAGCCAGAGCCUUGGCCUCAGUCACCCACAAGAGAACAAAUACGCGCGCCUCCACAGCAAUCUCAUCUAUCCUUUAGACCAACCGACAAUACAUUACGCGUUAAGCAGGAGUCUGAUCAUGUUCCACGAAUUAAAUCGGACCCGGGUCAGCCAUCACGCAUCCAGACCACAUCUGCCCAACCAUCACGUGCCAUAAUGGAUUUUGGCCAAUCAGCCACUUCUAGCCGGAAUCUUGUAGCUCCACAGCAAGCCCGGCCGAUCAAUCCUAGUCACAUACAGUCGAUAAUUUCAACCGUCAGCCCGUAUGCAUUGCAAACAGUAUUGGUGGAGCUUUGUCAAAUCUCGCCUGCAUUCUCUGGCGCGCUUGUACGGGGCCUAGCACCUUACUCGACCUCCGCACGGAACAUGAUUAACCAACACCGAAUGGAAAUCGAUCGAAAUGCUGCGUAUGAAGCUAUGAAUACCACAUCCAGUUUUGGUCGUUACAGCUCUCAAGUGAACCAGAGAAGUUAUACCAGGCAACAUCCGUACAGCGCCCAUUCAAUGCCGCGAAUAAAACGCGAGCCAUACAGGCCUUCAACCCCUAGCUCUGAUAGUGAGUUACGUCGUCCAGGUCCUUCUUCUCAAAAAGCAGCGCGUCCAACUGCAACACGGACGCCGUUGCAUCACCUGGUUGGAGGCUCACCCUCUCCCAAUAUCACCUCAAAUGUAGCUAUUGCAACUCAGCGAGCAGAUGAAGUCCAGGGAGUGACUCCAAAUGUAACUAAGACUUGCACCAAAUGCCAUGAGUUGUUCUCAGGCGAUGCUGAGCCCUGCAUAUACCAUCCAGGGAGGAAAGUCAAGCAAGACGACGGAACAAUAGUUUGGAGUUGUUGUCAGGAGGAUAUGUUGUCUGUCGGUUGCGACUUUGGAGGAACUCAUACUACCCAAAAUCACGAGUCUGAAGACACACCCACCGAGCGGGAAGGCUUAAGCGGGCCUUUGGCCUCCAAUCAAUAUCCCGAGAGGCUACGUAAGCUGCUGGGAGAGACUUCUGCUGCAAGCAGACAUGAUUUUGGCUGAGAGCUUAAACCCACACGACUGACGCCAGGAGAGCAAUCUAUAGCAGUUUGCGUGGACUAACCAGCUCAGUUCAGCCCAAAGGGAGAUAAGCAUCAGCAUCCUCAACAUCUCUUCCCACGAGCUCUGGUGUUGGCUUUGGAUAGCAUCACUGGAUGAAUUUGCGGAGUCAGACAGCGGCCUUUAUCCACGAUAGCUAAAGGUUUUUUUCAACACGCGCAUCUAACGCGUCACUUCAACCCUCCAAUCACAUCACUGCCAUUCAG